UCUGUGUUGUCUGUCAACAUUAUCCUGAUCUGAGUUCUCAGUUUAUGUCUUCUCAAACCCACGUGGUGUUCACGUGAUAUCACAAGCUAUAGCCGAUAACAAUGGCGGCCAGCGACCACCAACUCUCUAACAUACUUGGCGGAAGUGAAGAAUUACAGAUAACAAAGGAUGAGCUGAAGAUAACUCUCAAGGAGAUGGGGCACAAUCUUACUGAUGAUAAAAUUGAGGAAGCCAUGAAAAUUUUAGACAAGGACAACACCGGAACCAUAAACUUCUCCGAGUUUAUGGAGUUUUGUGAAACGCAUCUUCCAAGUGGACAAGGAGGAAACUACAGCGGAGACAUAACGAAAAACCCAGUCAAUAUGGAGGAGCAGUUGAGGCCAAUCUUCGACGAAUUCGACACCAGUGGAGAUGGCAGAAUUAGUAAGGCCGAGAUGAGCAAAGCCAUCGGUAAAGCCGGCAAGACUCCACCGGAUCCGAGAAUGAUCGACGCUCUCUUUAAGCAAUUUGACAAGGACGGCCAGGGGUCUCUCGACUUUAACGAGUUCGUGCAGUUCAUUUUGUCAAUGCCACCCCCACCGGAGGCUUUGAGGGAGGCUUUCAAAGAAAUUGAUACGGACGGAAGUGGGUCCCUGAGUAAAGAUGAGUUGAAGAAGCUCCUAGCAAUGGCGGGCCAGUCUAACAUUCCUGACGAAGCUAUGGACGAGAUCAUGCAGGCUAUCGGCGGGGGGGAUGGUCGCGUGUCCUUCGAGGAGUUCUGCCGUUUCAUUGCUCCCUGAGUUACCAUCGCGACCCUCACCUUCAUAGCACUUUCGUAGGCUUAGAAAACAGCUAAUCAAUUAAUCUCCAAGCAGAUGUUGGGAUGAUAGAUUGUAAUGGUUUCUGACUGUAAUUCUCUGACAGACAGCCAUGAAUGGUUGUCAGUGGAACCAAGCAAUCAAAAACAUAAAUAUUUCUUCUAUUCAAACAAUUGCUUGGAGGUUAAUGAAUCAUGAGACUUCUUUCAGUGCAACAGUUAAACCUAACAUACUUUUUUUUCUCUAUAACUAAGAACUUUGAAACUAACAUAUAGCCUCUACCAGACUCAAUAAGUUGCUGGAAAAAUAGUAGAUAUUAGCCUAAUAGACUGAAGAAUCAGCUGCCCAUAGACUUCAGUUUACAAAGUGUACCUGGCUAUGGCCAGAUAGCCAGCUAACAAGAGAGAACAGUUUACAAACUGUGCUCUAUAAUUGCUGGUCAUCAACUCCUCUGGCAUAUCAUUCAAACUUGGCCGAUUUUUACUAUUUUUCCGCCAACAUAUGAAGUCUGGCAGGGACUUACUAUUCCGGUCUAUUAUUAAACUAUUGUAAGCCUCUAGCGAAGCAAAUUUGAUUGGGUGGCAAUGAAAUGCUGAAAAUAAAGGUGUUUGAAAAAACUA
Molecule: messenger RNA, 1417 nt
Organism: Branchiostoma floridae (Florida lancelet)
Lineage: Eukaryota; Metazoa; Chordata; Leptocardii; Amphioxiformes; Branchiostomatidae
Product: calmodulin-like protein 3
Exons: 6
Coding region: 102-779 (225 amino acids)
Molecular function (GO): calcium ion binding
Source: RefSeq, a predicted model, not a curated record